AUGGCGAUUAGAACAUUCUCUUCUCUCAUACGCGCUCUUCAUCAAACCCCUAAAGCUCAGACAUUUCGUUUCUUCUCUACACUUUCACACGAUCCUCCAUCGCCAGAUCUUGUAAACGAAAUCUCCCGCGUUCUGAGCGAUCACCGGAACCCUAAGGACGACCUCGAACACACUCUUGGCGUUUACUCUCCACGGGUUUCGUCGAAUCUGGUCGAACAAGUGUUGAAGCGCUGCAAAAAUCUCGGUUUUCCUGCUCACAGAUUCUUUCUAUGGGCAAGACGAAUCCCAGAUUUCGAACACAGCUUGGAAAGUUAUCACAUUUUGGUGGAGAUUCUGGGUAGUAGCAAGCAAUUCGCUUUGCUCUGGGAUUUUUUAAUCGAAGCCAGAGAGUAUAACUACUUUGAGAUCAGCUCUAAAGUCUUUUGGAUUGUGUUUAGAGCUUAUAGUAGAGCUAAUCUACCUGGCGAAGCAAGUCGAGCGUUUAACCGAAUGAUUGAGUUUGGGAUUAAGCCUUGCGUUGAUGAUCUUGACCAGCUUUUGCAUUCUCUUUGCGAUAGAAAACAUGUAAAUCACGCGCAGGAUUUUUUCGACAGAGCCAAAGCCGGGAUCGCACCGAGCGCGAAGACGUAUAGCAUUUUGGUUCGAGGCUGGGCUAGAAUCCGAGACGCUUCAGGUGCACGCAAGGUGUUCGACGAAAUGCUCGAGACGAAUUGCCCUGUAGAUUUGCUUGCUUACAACGCUUCAUUAGACGCUUUGUGCAAAUCCGGUGAUGUUGAUGGAGCUUAUAAGAUGUUUCAAGAAAUGGGUAAUCUUGGACUUGAACCAGACGCAUAUAGUUACGCGAUAUUCAUCCACGCGUAUUGCGACGCGGACGACGUUCACUCGGCUUAUAAGGUUCUUGAUCGGAUGCAAAGGUACGAACUUGUACCAAACGUGUACACAUACAACCAUAUCAUCAAAACACUCUGCAAGAAGGAGAGAGUUGAUGAUGCUUACUUACUGUUAGAUGAGAUGAUUCAGAGAGGGGCUAAUCCUGAUACUUGGACUUACAAUUCGAUAAUGGCUUACCACUGCGAUCACUGCGAAGUGAAUCGUGCAACGAAGCUGAUCUCUAGAAUGGAUAGAACCAAGUGUUUACCUGAUAGACACACUUACAACAUGGUUCUCAAGUUGCUGAUAAGGAUAGGGAGAUUUGACCGUGUGACGGAGAUGUGGGAAGGAAUGAGUGAGAGAGAGUUUUAUCCGACGGUUGCUACUUACACAGUGAUGAUUCAUGGGUUGGUGAGGAAGAAAGGGAAGAUAGAGGAAGCUUGUAGGUACUUUGAGAUGAUGAUUGAUGAUGGGAUUCCACCGUAUUCGACAACGGUUGAGAUGUUGAGGAAUCGGUUAGUCGGUUGGGGACAAAUGGAUGUUGUGGAUGUUUUGGCCGGGAAGAUGGAGAGGAGUAGUUCUUGUUCGGUUAGAGAAAUGGCGGUUGAGAUGAGAGGGAAGAGGAGGAGAGUGGGACGUAAGAGUGAAGAAAGCGAAGAUGAUGAUGAUGAUAUUGAGCUUGAUAUGAGAGAAAACAUAUGAAGAAAAGAACAUUUUAGAGUUAGUUAUAUGACUUCAAGAUUUGGAUGGGCUCAAAGAGUAGCUUGAUUUCUCAAUGACCACAAAAAAUAAUUGGAUUCACCAUCGCUUGGAUAUUGAGUGAAGAAAGCGAAGAUGAUGAUGAUAUUGAGCUUGAUAUGAGAGAAAACAUAUGAAGAAAAAAACAUUUUAGAGUUAGUUAUAUGAAUUCAAGAUUUGGAUGGGCUCAAGAGUAGCUUGAUUUUUCAAUGACCACAAUAAAACUGCAACAUAAU
Messenger RNA from Eutrema salsugineum, 1844 nucleotides. Its product is annotated as pentatricopeptide repeat-containing protein At1g52640, mitochondrial. The transcript has a single exon. The coding region runs from base 1 to 1572 and encodes 523 amino acids. The record is from RefSeq and is a predicted model, not a curated record. Gene Ontology annotation, molecular function: protein binding. NCBI's taxonomy places the organism in Eukaryota, Viridiplantae, Streptophyta, Magnoliopsida, Brassicales, Brassicaceae.